AUGUACAAGCGUACUGGCGCGUUGCGUGAGGUGCACAGUGGCAUCAGCGUUGGUCGGCUGCGCCUCGCCCAGGAGUUCAGCACAAUGGAGGGCUGGCAACGACUGCAGGACCCACGCUUUGAUGAGUACGUGAAGGAAAAGCGGCAGAGGCAGUACUUCGAUGCUUUCGACCAGCGUGUCGAGCGCGCCUUCAGGGUCGCGAAGAGGUUGCACAAAGCGGAGGUCAUGAACGCCUUCAAGCGCAAGGUGAAGGGCAGCAGCGAGGGCAAGUGGACGGCCGCCGUCAUGUUGGAGGUGAAGUUGGCGGUGGAGGAGCGGUUGCGCUGGCUAAGAGAGGUGUGGUCGCAGAUCGACGCAGACUACCGCAGCGGCAAUGCAGAGCAGCAGGCCAGGGCGGCACGUGAGAUAUCUGACGCCCUGCGUGGCGAACCCGGCGCGUACAUGCAGUGGGUCUACGAGCGCAAGCGUGAGGUCCGCUUUGCUGGCCCCAAAGAGAAGGCGGCGCAGGAGGCAGAGCUGAGCGCUGCGGAGCUGCCCGAGGUCACCGAUGACGAAGCGAACCGCUAUCACAACCUUUCCUUGCGCAUGGCUGAUAUCGAGCAUAAUGUGAAGACCUGUUUUGGCAUCGCUGGUCAGCAACACUGGGCGGAGCUGCAGGCCGCCAAAGACGAGGCCUACGAACAGAAGCUGGACACUGCGGCCAAGGUGUAUGAGAAGCUACUGGACCAGAGUGCGCGAUUUGACGAGAGUCGGCGGACGGCGCUGCUGCGCAGUAACGUAGAACGAGUGCACCAAGCACAGGUCCGAUUCAAGGCGUCGAUGGAGAUGGAGAAGGAGCGCGAGAAGCUCGUUGAGGCGCACGAGGCCAUGCGAGAAGAGCGCAAGCAACAGGCCAAGGCCGAGCGCAUUGCCAUCCUCCAAGAGGCAGCUGAGCUGCGCCGCAGCGGGGCUACUCCAGAGGAGAUCAAGCAACUCGCUCGCCAGCGUCAACUGGAAGCACAUGCACGCCGACAGGCAGAGUACCAGCUUCAGGAGCGCGAGUCACUCCAGCAGAAGAAGGCGUACUACCUUGAUUUAAUCGAGAAGUUCAAGGAUGAAGUGGAGAUGCGGGAGGGCCAGGAGAUGCUCCAGCAGCAGGAGUCUGAUGCGCGCCCGCAACGCAGUCAUCGCAAUGUCGAGUCGAGUGGUGCGCCGAAGCUAAACGCAUUCGGUUUCAUGGACGCGGACCGGCUAGACGAUCCUGCCGAGUCGCUGCUCACUGCAAGCGAUGCAAUGAGGUCUUCGGCUACGCUCCCUGAGAACUCGGCUGGCCGAGCCGCCGCCUCACUCCGCAGGUCAGAAGCUCAGCAAUCGCGCAGAAAGGCGCUGUGGGAUAUCGUUGAGCACGACCGGUAUGAGGACCCGUUCAUGACGAUUCACCAAGCCCGCCUCGACGCCGCCGCGACGUAUGACCCCCUGUACGCGAAGCACCUCGCCCCGACCUUGGCGCAAGGCAAGAAGUACACGAGGCAGGGCUUCGGCGAGCUCGCGGCUGGUGGCGGUAUGGACCGGCACGUGUUCAAGGCUUCGGCGCGAACAGUUCGCCCGUACCAGUGGGGCCUCUCCUCCAACGUUGUGCACGACGUUGAUGGCGACGGCAGCAAUGACUACUUCAUGGGCCUCCACUGGCACGUGCGGCACCCCGAUACAGGUGACAUUGACUGGCGGUACGAGAAGAAGGCCGGUGGCGCCGUCUUCCGCGGCCCGUUGCUGUACCGCAUGGGUGCCGAGCGCGAAGCCGGCGAAUCCGGCAGCUCCACAAUGGACCCUUCAACAGCGACAGUGCGGCGCUUCUCGCCGCUAGCGACGACGUCGUCGAAGGCCGCCUCAAAGGCAGCGCUACCAUCGCCAGCCCGGCAAGCCGGCGUCGCCGCGCCACUUCCAGUGGUGCGCCGUGGCGAUGCAAACCAACCACUAAGCGGAUGUGUCACCCCUAACGCAGGUACUCUCACAGCACAGCCCCUUCCGAGCUGGCGGAGCAGCUAA
Leishmania braziliensis MHOM/BR/75/M2904 is the source of this 2025-nucleotide messenger RNA. RefSeq lists its product as hypothetical. The transcript has a single exon. The record is from RefSeq and is a predicted model, not a curated record. The coding region runs from base 1 to 2025 and encodes 674 amino acids. Lineage: Eukaryota; Euglenozoa; Kinetoplastea; Trypanosomatida; Trypanosomatidae.